Molecule: messenger RNA, 2984 nt
Organism: Aegilops tauschii subsp. strangulata
Lineage: Eukaryota; Viridiplantae; Streptophyta; Magnoliopsida; Poales; Poaceae
Product: B3 domain-containing protein Os03g0120900
Molecular function (GO): DNA binding
Source: RefSeq, a predicted model, not a curated record
CUCCAUCACGCCCCGAACCAGACGCCAGGUGGCAGGCAAUAAAGAAGGAUCGCUUUCCGCUUCGACAGGGCCGGAGAAGCGGCGGUGAUUCUGCCGCCCGAGGUCACUCUCCAUCCAUCACACCAGCCAACCACCCCAGCACUCGCUCCUCUCCCCCCUCGAGCGACGGACGGAGCGAGAGGAGGGAUGAACAUGAACGGAGAUCGAUCUGCGGGAUCCGCCAUGGAAGAAGACGAGGGGAGGCCCCGCUUCUUCAAGGUCCUCGUCGGCGACUUCGCCCGUCGCCUCGAGAUACCUCGAGACUUCCUCAGUUACAUUCCAGAGGUGGGCCUCAGGGGUUCCAACAUUUCACCUGUUCAAGCCAUGCUUAAGCGUUCAGAAGGGAAGACUUGGGUUGUUGAGCUAGAGAAGGUUGAUCGCUGUGUAUUUCUGACCACCGGAUGGCCCAAGUUUGUGGUGGACAAUUCUUUGCGGGAAUAUGAGUUCCUACUCUUCAGACAUGACAAGAAAAUGGAUUUCAUGGUUUCGGUUUUUGGUCGGAAUGCUUGUGAGAAAGCAGUCCGGUCUUCAGGAAGUGCUGCUCAAGCUACUGAAAGUCUAGAAAGGAAACUCCCAUGUGAUAUGUUACCCACUCGUAAGCGAGGACAUAGUGGUGAUGAACUAACGAAGACCAUCAAUAAUCUCAGGCAGAGUCACUCACUGGUUAUGAUACCAGAUCAAUCUGAUACAAAAAUAUUUCCCUUCCAAAGGAGUACUAAGGGGAAUGGACAUAUCUCUCCACAGAGCUUCGCUGACAUACAUCUUCAUGAAGUAGAUGGUUUGAAGGAUGAGUUAAAGAUAUACUUAUUGUUGAAGGUGCCAAUGGAUGAUGAUAAAGCUAAAGUAAUAGCUGAAGUAAUGAGCAGAUUGCAUGUUGACAGAGUUACAGUUGACUUAUUCUGUGCUACACUCUGUUUGUAUAAGUGGGACUCAGAUGCGGCUGCAGAGGUUUUGAACACAUGUAGAGGCAAACCACAAAUUCCGAACCAGUUUCUAAAGCAGAAACUUGUUCUGCAAUUUGAUUUUAUAAAGAGGGAACUACGACACUUCUUCCCCACAGGGGAUGAUUGUCCUCCUCAAAUACGUGAUAGCAGGGAGAGCAGUCUUGAGGAGCCUAACUUGUCGACUCAGGCACUACAAAAUUACCUGCCAGCAGUGAAGAGUAAGCUAGUUGACGACCAUGAGUUAUGUGAUUUGUCGUACAAACAGAAGAGGAGAAUAGUCAAGUCGCGAUCACAGCAAAUUUCUGAAACACCACGAAGAUCACCACGACUGGCACACUUGAAGAAUUCCGGCGGCAGCAUAGAUAGUGGAUUGAAAGAAAAACCUGAAGUGUUAGAAUCAUCACCAUCCAGCACAAUUGAUCAGGUGGAGCACAGAGCAGGGCAUGCGUGUUUACUCUACGAGAAACCAGAGCAUGUUUUCGAAGGAGAUCGCCAGCAUGCUAUAGGUUCCUUAUCUCAAGACUUCAAGAGACUCAAACGAACACGAGGUAAGGUGGGCCUAAGUGAGAAACCUCAGCAUAAUCAAGAAAAUGAGGAGAAAAUAGAUCAAGGAAAUAAUGGAGAAAUCUUUGAAGAGCAAGUCGAUAGAAAUGCUGCAGAGACUUCUGAGUCGUUCAUGGGGAGGGAUUGGAUAGACCCGUCACCGCCGACCAAGUCCAAGUUGUCAUCUAUGAUAAUAAACGAGUUAUGUUUGACAUGGAAGCCCUCAGUACACACCAAUUCCCUCGAAAAUGUGUUACUUCAUAUUCAAUGUGACAACUUUAUGAAGACCAUCACACACGUUCAGGGAAUCAUUCGCAGUUCUCCUUCAGACCUACAUUGUGCGGCUAUAAUUGAAGCUGUUGUGCAGAAAGAAAUUCUUAAGUGGGAUUCAUGUCUUCAGGAUGUUGAUGCUCAAAGGGUAGUGAUUGCAUUACUGGAGCAUGCUAAAAAAAUCAAGGAGAUUCACAAUUUCAAUAUGGAGAGCCGGAAGGAAGAGUUUUCCACAAAGCUACAAGAUCAGCUGAAGUGGCAGCUCAAAGAGCUGGAAAGCGUAUGCACUUCCUUGGAAUUUGAUUACAAGAAAGUAACAUGUGAUGGUAACAUCGCUGUCUCGACAUCGCAAGAACAGAAGAAAAAAUUGCAUGCCCUUCAGGAUGAGAUCAAAGGCUUGCAGCAGUCCAUGAUGAUGGAGAAUGAAAUACAGAAAUUGGUGCAUCAAGUUGCUGAGCAUGAGAGCUUAGUACAGAAGUCUUUAAUGGAAAGAGUAAGGGUUAAGACGGUUCUAAAGAGCUAUAAGCAGGUUCUUGCCGAAGUAAAAGAGCGGCUAGCCUCUGAUGAACUUGGAUUAAUUGAUGUCGAUGCAUUGGUCAAGGUAGAGAUGGAUAACUUGAGGAAGGAGAUCGAGAUAUCCAAAGGAAGACUCCUAAAUAUCAUUUUCAAGUAAUAGUGGAGAGAUGGCCAUGUUCAGUUGUAGGUAUGUCUCCAGACUAUCUCAGUCGAGAACAGAGUGUGAGAUCAAGCCAGCCAUGCGUGCAUAACACAACCUUGCAAAAAUGUCAUCGAUCGUGGGUCCAAACCAGUCACCGGAUGCUAUGUGUUGAUGUAUUUAAAAAGGAAUAUCUAGAGCAACAUGAUGAAAGAUUUACGAAGAGAAGGGCAGAGAAGGGGGCACUAAUGCCAGGAUGAGAGCAUCACCGUGGCCUCACUGAACUAGCGGUGUUUUUGCUUGGAGAAAAAGCAAGGCCAUGUGCCAUACUACAAAAUGAGGCCUGCCACUCUGCACCAUACUAUAAAAUUAGGUCACCAUAUAAUAUGUUGUAUGAUUAUCUAGUAAUAAAUUAUAAUAUUCCAGACAUUGCAAUAUUGUGCCUAGAGAGUGAGUCUUGAAAUUUUUGUGCAAGUAGAGAUGACAUCAAUAAAUGUGUUAUCAUGCAAAUCCUAUGUGGGGGUGGAGUGUAA